AUGACGGACCCAGCCGCGGAAGCUUACGAGCGUCUCACCAAGAACCUCUCCUUCGACUCGCAUGGCGUCACCGAGACCGUCGAUCUCCCUCACGAUGUCUCUUCCUCCAGCUUGAGCCCCCGGAUUGUUGACUCUGCCCCGGCUGCUGCCAUCGCCGUUCCUCGCGACCAGGCCGCUAACUCCGCUGCCCCUUCUGCUGCUGCUGCCAAUGGCUCGAGCCUCAAGCUCGGCAACAGCUCCCCCGGUGUUGCUGCCGCUGCUGCCAAUGGCGAUGCUUCCGUCAAGUACGCUCCUGGAGGCAAGGUCAAGCUGACCAACUACCCCGCCAUCGCCAACGCUCCUCUCCCCGCUGAAGGCAACGGCUCGUUCAACAACAUCCAUUUGGCUCUACUCAUCUUCUUCACCCCCGCUGUCGUGCUCCGUCUCAUCCCCUUUGUCAACCCGCAGUGGUUCGGAUGGUUCAGCUACCUCCUGCUCUGCGCCCUCUUUGGCGCUCCCGUCGCUGUCGGGUACUGGACUGUCAUGUCCACCUAUGGCCCCCGCAAGAACGAAAAGGUCACGCUCCCCGGGAAGCCGCUCGAAUUCUACAUGGAGAUCAAGGACCCUGAGCUGCGCAAGAAGUACCACGGCGACAAGAAGAUCCCCUACCAGACGUUCCACGACGCCUACUUUGCCGGCAAGAUUGAGCCUAAGCUGCCGCUCAACGAGCUGCUCGAGUACCGAUGGGACUGGGCUUCGAUGCAGUUCACCUGGCCCCUGUUCGAGCACGUCUUUUUCAACUUCAUCCCCGAUGUUCUCAUGCACACCGCCAAGCAGGACCAGACGCAAAUCCAGGACAACUACGACCGAGGCGACGACUUCUACGAGUGGUUCCUCGGCCCGCAGAUGAUCUACACCUCGGGUAUCAUCUCGGACGCCAACAAGGCCGAGACGCUCGAAGAACUGCAGGACAACAAGCUCAACCUCGUCUGCUCCAAGCUCGAUCUGCAGAAAGAGGACCGCGUGCUCGACAUCGGAUGUGGCUGGGGUACCUUUGCUACGUUUGCCGCUGUCAAUUACGGAUGCGACGUGACCGGUGUCACCCUGGCAAAGACCCAGACGCGAUUCGGAAACGACCGUCUCAAGAAGAACGGCAUCGACUCGAGCCAGGCGCGCAUCUUGAACCUCGACUACCGCGAUAUCCCCGUGCAGCCGGGCCACUACACCAAGAUCAUCUCGCUCGAGAUGGCCGAGCACGUGGGCAUCCGACACUACGACAAGUUCCUCUCGGAUGUGUACAACUUGCUGGACGACGAUGGAGUCUUCGUGUUCCAGGUCGCCGGGUUCCGACCUACGUGGCAGUUCCACGAUCUCCAGUGGGGUCUGUUCAUGAACAAGUACGUCUUCCCCGGUGCCGAUGCGAGUUGCUCGCUCGGCUGGGUCGUCUCGCACCUCGAGAAGGCCGGUUUCGAGAUCCGCUCGGUGGAUGUCGCGGGUGUCCACUACUCGGCGACCAUCCUGCGAUGGGCCCAGAACUGGGAAGCCAACAAGGACAAGGUGGUGGCCAAGUACGGCGACCGCAUGUACCGCAUCUGGAGCUUUUUCCUGUGGUCGAGUGUCAUCGUUGCUCGUGAGGGCGGUAGCUCGGUCUUCCAGUUUACGCUGCACAAGAACCUGAACGCUUACCACCGUAUCAACGGUGUCAAGUCGCACGGUGGCUUGCUGCCCCGUCCUCCCAUCAGCAAGUUCAAGUCGGUCUACCACUAG
Messenger RNA from Sporisorium graminicola, 1746 nucleotides. RefSeq lists its product as uncharacterized. The record is from RefSeq and is a predicted model, not a curated record. NCBI's taxonomy places the organism in Eukaryota, Fungi, Basidiomycota, Ustilaginomycetes, Ustilaginales, Ustilaginaceae. The transcript has a single exon. Bases 1 to 1746 code for a protein of 581 amino acids. Gene Ontology annotation, biological process: cellular response to biotic stimulus.